Messenger RNA from Penicillium lagena, 1023 nucleotides. RefSeq names its product zinc-binding alcohol dehydrogenase family protein. The record is from RefSeq and is a predicted model, not a curated record. The coding region runs from base 1 to 1023 and encodes 340 amino acids. Lineage: Eukaryota; Fungi; Ascomycota; Eurotiomycetes; Eurotiales; Aspergillaceae. Gene Ontology annotation, molecular function: oxidoreductase activity, acting on NAD(P)H. The transcript has 2 exons.
AUGUCCAACACUUCUCUCCAGUAUCAACUUCUCGAAAAGGGCGGCCAGUUCUCUCUGGUGUCGGUCCCGGCUUCAGCACCUGGUCCCAAUGAGAUCUCCAUCCGUACCAAAGCCGUAGGCUUGAACGGCCUGGAUUGGAAAAACCGUGCCUUCGGAACUAUGAUCCAGGCAUGGCCCGCUGUGCUGGGUAUUGAUGCCGCUGGUAUUGUCGAAGCUGUUGGAGAUGCCGUCCAAGGUUUCCAAGUAGGAGACGAGGUCUUUAGCCUGGCCGGCAUGGAAGCGAAAGCCGGAGCUUUUCAAGAGAUCUAUACGGUCCCCGCACACUUUGUGACCAUGAAGCCCGCUGCAUUGACAUUUGAGGAAGCAGCAUCGCUACCAAUCGUUACCAUGACUGCCGCCGCUGCAGUGACGGUGGGCUUGCAUCUGCCACUGCCACAUCUCGACCCAGAUAGUGUCAGCAAGUACAAACUGGAAUCUAUUCUUGUGCUGGGAGGUAGCUCCGGCAUUGGUGCAGCCGCUAUCCAAUAUCUGCGCCUGGCGCUGCCUGGAGCCACUAUUCUGACAACAAGCUCUAAGCAACACCAUAAGCGUUUACUCUUUCUAGGCGCAACGCAGUGCUUUGAGAGAUCUGCGCAGGAGGAUACAGCUGCGAUGACGGCCGCGACACCUGGUAGUGCAGGCGUUGACGCCAUCCUCGAUGUUGUUGGAGCUGCGGCUCAUCAGCCGGCUGUUUUUACGGCUCUGAACCCGGGUGGUUCUCAAUUGUAUUCUCAGGUUGUCACGGGCCAAAACGUUAAUGUUCCACAUGGGGUGAAUGGUACUGCAGUUUUUGGCCGCCAGAUAUUCGGUACCAACGGGGGACAAGCUGUGCUGCAGGGACUGGUUCGCUUAUUUGAAAGUGGUCAGUUCAAGCUGCCGACUAAUGUCGAAGUGGUGGGAAAGGGAUUCGAGGCCAUACAGCCUAGUCUAGAGAGGUUGAUGAAGGACGGAGUCAGUGGUAACAAGUUUGUAGUUAGUGUGUAG